Molecule: messenger RNA, 1367 nt
Organism: Pseudoliparis swirei
Lineage: Eukaryota; Metazoa; Chordata; Actinopteri; Perciformes; Liparidae
Exons: 6
Coding region: 54-596 (180 amino acids)
Source: RefSeq, a predicted model, not a curated record
UAUAAAGCAGGGAGCUGACAGGGACUGGAAACACUUGAGUUCCUGCCUGGAUCAUGGGGUUUACUAUCUGGCUGUGCGUGCUCUGCUUGCAGGCAAGCCUGCUGUCACACGCUCUCGACUGCUCCGGAGCAACACAGGGAGAGCUGUGUGUCAGGGGACCGACCGCAGACGGACAGUAUGAUGAUCAGAAGCAGCAGAGGGCGCUACCAUUAACUGAAGAACUGGUUUUGUUCAGACGUAAGAGACAUUUGGAGCGGAGGGGUCCCACCCACCUGAGGCACUCCAGCCUGCCCGGUGCCAUCUCCGUCAAAGGCUUCCCUAACACUCUCACCCAGGCUGAUAGGUCCAGACGGCACUUGGUUCAAGCUGCGAGUAAGAAGAAGAACAAGCGCAAAUCCCGCCUAGGCUCCUUCUCCCUCCUUAGCAACGACAAGAAAUCCAACCCCCUACAGGUCACGAGAGCAAGAAGACAGGUGAAGGCCGAGCCUCCCAAGAGGAAUUCAGGCCGAUCUGGGGCCUUCUCUGUCCUGGGAGAUCCACUGAAUGAUGGACAGAACGACAGACCCAAAAGAAGCAUACAGAAGACGAGUGUGUAAUGUCAAUUUUAUGUUCUGUGUUGUAUUUCCACAUUGUUAUCUCAGUGAACACGCUGAUAUUGUGCAUACUGUCACUGUUUUGGGUGACUCGUGCGUCAUGCAGCAGCUGCCUUAGAAACAUUCACAUCCUCUUCUCUGUUGUUUAGUAAUAAAGUACUAAUGUGGACAGGCCAUAUGUUAUGGGCCAGAUGUAUACCUCCGUUAGUCACGCUGACCUAGCAUUCCUUUUGCCUGCCAUGGCCUAAAGCAUCAUGUUCCAAUGCAGCCCCCAUCCGGGUCACUCCCUAUGUAACUCUAUGGAAGAUACAUUUCAUUUCAUUUGGGCAAAGCCUAAUGUGCACAGUCCAAACUAAUGUGUCAAAAUGUCCCCCCUAGAAAACAUGUAAACACAGAAUGAAGAUUGUUGUGAAAAUUGGACAUUUGUAAAAAGAAUUUCUGUGUUUGUUUGGUUUAAAUCAUUCUGAUGCGUGUGUCAAUCAUUACUGUUUCAAAUGUAAACUAGCUUACUUUUCUCAGCCAGCCUGCGAAUACUUUGUCUACACUAUUUUAGUUUUUCUAAUAUAUUCCUGCAUGUUAGAAAAUCAAGUCACAAAUGAUCCAAUAUUAAUAUUAUAGUUUGCCAUUUUGUUCUUACCUAUUUAAUCACAGAUUCCUUAUGAAGAUUGGGGGUAUAUUUUUGCAGGAAUAUUUCUUGUGUUGUAUCAUAUUUCAAUAAAAGUGGAGUAGAGAUAUAUGGUGUAAGAGUCUUUAAACAUUAAAUGGUAAAUGGAC